AUGAAGGCCUCCCUGCUCUUCGUCGCUGCCCCGGCCGUCCAGGCCGCAGUCUCCUACAUGGCCGCAGUCCCCGAAUCCCUCAUGGCUAAGGUAGAAUCCUCCGACUGCACCCUCCCGGACGACUUCCAGAUCCAAAACUUCGCUGCUGAGUCGCCGGACGGUGGCCAGACGGUCGAGUCCCUAAACUUCAACUUCAACGACGACAGCGCAAUCUUGAGCACGCCGUGCCAGCUCAACGCCUCGUCGGUUCCCGUGACGAGUGACGGCCGCACGCCGCGGUACGCCUGCGACGACGCGCGCGUGCAGUUCAUCUGGCAAAACGGAACGAUCACCGUGAUUGAGAAGGUCUGCCCCGGUGACGACGGUGCCGCCGACUAUGAGGCGUCAGGAACGGCCGUCGUUCCGGUGGUGUGCGACGGGGCCGCCGGGAACGGAACGGGCAACGCUGCUCGGCAAAGGCGCCGCAACAGCAGGAGGGCCGUUGCGUGUAAGUCCAACUCGGACGACAUUCGCUCGAGGUUCUUCAGCAUCCAGCCUGUCCCGGGCGGCGGCGAGGCGUAG
Colletotrichum spaethianum is the source of this 561-nucleotide messenger RNA. RefSeq lists its product as uncharacterized. The transcript has 2 exons. Bases 1 to 561 code for a protein of 186 amino acids. Lineage: Eukaryota; Fungi; Ascomycota; Sordariomycetes; Glomerellales; Glomerellaceae. The record is from RefSeq and is a predicted model, not a curated record.